Paracoccidioides brasiliensis Pb18 is the source of this 2103-nucleotide messenger RNA. Its product is annotated as ubiquitin-like modifier-activating enzyme ATG7. The transcript has 7 exons. Gene Ontology annotation, molecular function: Atg8 activating enzyme activity; Atg12 activating enzyme activity. Gene Ontology annotation, cellular component: cytoplasm; phagophore assembly site. The record is from RefSeq and is a predicted model, not a curated record. Gene Ontology annotation, biological process: cellular response to nitrogen starvation; piecemeal microautophagy of the nucleus; autophagy of mitochondrion. The coding region runs from base 1 to 2103 and encodes 700 amino acids.
AUGCAGUAUUCACCAUUCAUCUCUAAUAUAGAGCUUCCCUUCUACACAUCCCUGGCCUCGUUGAAAAUAAACCAUGACAAACUUGAUGACUCCGCUCGUAAGCUUCUAGGUCUUUACGAGAUCAAAUCUACCGAUCCUCCGGAGUCUUCUUGUCGCAUGCAAAUCCAUGGGACCGCAUUGACCCGAGAUGAGGUGCCCGCGGGGCUCUAUAGAGGAGAAGGGAUGAUAAAAAAUGUUAACACCAUUGAAGAAUACCGCAAUACAGACAAGAAUGCUCUUUUACUACAAACGGGGAAGACGAUCUGGGAUGCUAUUAAUGAUGGAACGAUUUAUUCUUGCCCAUCGUUGCUAGUCUCAUUUGUUGUGCUUUCCUUCGCAGAUUUAAAGAAAUACAAAUUUCUGUAUUGGUUUGCUUUCCCAGCAAUCCAUUCAGCGUGGAACCCUGUUGCAGAACCUAAACAUUUGGCAGGCAACGAAAGUUCCACCCUAGUUGACGCUGUUCAAACAUGGCGAUACGGGGUGGAUGCCCGUCAACACGGCUUCUUUCUUGCUCGGAAGUAUAGACAUCCUGACAACGAUCUCCCAAGCGACACUCGUUCUGGCAGAGAACUUGGAACAAAUCAAAAGCCACUUUCUCCAAUUGCUAAAGAAGUUGGGUUUUCAUGGGAAAUUUCAUCCCUUUCAGGUUUCGAAACAGGAUUUUUCCGCAAUGUUUUGGCUGAGGAUUGCUUUGUUUGUUUCGCUGAUCCCUCGAACUACCCGGACGCGCCAGGUUGGAUGUUAAGGAAUUUGUUGGUUCUGGUACGCCAGCGCUGGAAGCUUGGUCAAGUCCAAAUUCUCAGAUAUCGUGAUGUUCAAUCAAAAAGGGAUCAAGGUAGAAGUAUCGUCAUAAAAUUGAGAUCAGAUGCUGCCCAAACUGAACAUGAGGAAACCCAGCUUGGAUCUGAGAGCACUAUGCCUAAAGUCACCGGGUGGGAGCGAAACGCCGCAGGCAAACUUACUGGACGAAUCAUUGAUCUCACAGAAUACAUGGACCCGAAAAGAUUGGCUGAUCAAUCCGUCGAUCUAAAUUUGAAACUUAUGAAGUGGAGGAUCAGCCCCAACCUCAACCUCAAGAAGAUAAAGAAUACAAAGUGCCUUUUGCUAGGUGCAGGAACUCUUGGAAGCUACGUUGCGCGGAAUUUGCUUGGAUGGGGUGUUCGAAAGAUCACAUUUGUAGACAACGGAACCGUGUCUUUCUCCAACCCAGUGAGACAACCUCUUUUCGAAUUUAAGGAUUGCCUGGAAGGAGGCGCCAAGAAAGCGCAUCGUGCUGCCGCCGCGCUUGCGGAAAUUUACCCAGGUGUUGAUGCUUCCGGUCAUGUGCUGUCAGUGCCGAUGCCAGGCCAUCCGAUAACAGACGCUUCGAAAGCAGAACGUGAAUUCGAGGAACUUCGGAGGCUCAUUCACGAGCACGACGCAAUAUUCGUGCUAUUGGAUACUCGAGAAUCUCGUUGGUUACCGACGGUUAUGGGAAAAGCGACGGGGAAAAUAGUGAUGAAUGCAGCGCUAGGUUUUGACACAUACGUUGUAAUGCGUCACGGCGUCGAAAACAGUGAGGCACCGGAAACUGAACUGGGAUGCUACUUUUGCAAUGACGUUGUGGCUCCCGCUGAUUCUAUCAAGGAUCAGACGCUGGACCAACAGUGUACAGUGACACGUCCUGGUAUCGCUGCGAUCGCAUCAGCCUUGUUGGUUGAAUUAUUUGUCUCUGUAUUGCAGCAUCCAAACGGACCAGCUGCUCCUGCAUCCUCUUCCUCUAACGAGAACCCCUCUUAUCAUCCUCUUGGGAUCAUACCUCACCAAAUUAGGGGAUUCCUGUCUAAUUUUUCUAACGUGGUCGUAUCAGGGAAGAGCUAUAAUUGCUGCAGUGCUUGUUCAGGUAAUAUAAUUAACGCGUACAGGCAACAUGAGUGGGAAUUCGUCAAAAAAGCCGUGAAUGAAAGUGGCUAUGUUGAAGAGCUAAGCGGGCUUAAGGAGAUCCAACGUGCAGCAGAAGAAGCCUCGGCUUCAAUCGACUUCGACGAGAGCGAUUUUGAAGAAGGUGAUGGGGAGAUAAUAUAG